This is a messenger RNA of Synchiropus splendidus (mandarinfish), 536 nucleotides long. RefSeq names its product BBSome-interacting protein 1. NCBI's taxonomy places the organism in Eukaryota, Metazoa, Chordata, Actinopteri, Syngnathiformes, Callionymidae. Gene Ontology annotation, cellular component: BBSome. The transcript is spliced from 3 exons. Bases 126 to 329 code for a protein of 67 amino acids. Gene Ontology annotation, biological process: cilium assembly; receptor localization to non-motile cilium. The record is from RefSeq and is a predicted model, not a curated record.
CAUAGUGUAAGAGUCCCAAAUGUCUCCACUAGGUGUCAGUAAAACACUGUUUUGAGGCGUAAUCCAGUUGGCUUGGCAACGGCUGCUAUCCAUGCUAAAGUGCUGCUGAGCUGUAACAAAACACAAUGCCAGAAGUGAAAUCGACGCUCAGGGAGGUUCUGCCCAAACAAGGCCAGGUGUCCAUGGAAGAGGUCCCAACAAUGGUUCUGUGCAAACCGAAGCUGCUCCCACUCAAAUCUGUCACCCUGGAGAAACUGGAGAAGAUGCAGAUGGAAGCACAAGACGCCAUUCGACAACAGGAGCUUGCAAUGAAGGAGGAGCCCAAGUAGGAUUGUUCAGCAAACCAGUUGCACCCAAUUGACUUCUCAAACACAAAAUGGCAGAAUAGGAUAUUUAUUUUGAACAUGAACAGAAUAUUUGUAACAUUUAGAAAACAGCCUUCACAUGUUUCUUUUUUUUAAUAGUAUGGAUCCGUACACAGUACUUUUUGAACACCUGUUUCUUCCCAGAUACAAAAAUAAAAGCCAGAAAGACGA